CUAAUAAGACAUGAGAUGCAUCUCGUUAUGAAGUCGUCACAUGAUUGCGCGCGCCGUGGCCACUAUUCAAUUAUGGCUCGGGCGCAGGGGGGAAAGGUGCACGGGAGCCUGUGCGAUCAGACGGCAGAAGAGGGACCCGGGAGUGGAAGCUGGAAUUCCUGCGCGGAGAUCGAGGAGUAACAGAUAGGAGGGUGAAUUUGCACACGCGAGAGGAACUAUGGAGGUUUUAAAAUGUGUGUGCUUGCUCGUCUGCGCUUUCGUUGUCGCUCAAGUCGAGGGAAAAAAGACAUACGCGGACAUGUUCGCUCAUAAACACGUAGGCAAGAAGUUUCCUAUACCGUUCCCCAUCCCGGGAUGGGACCCUGACUCGAUCCCUUGGGACGAUAAACUCUACCCACCUAUGAAACCAGAACUCCAACGGAAACGAGGACCCGCGCCGACGGUUCGUCUGACGAGUGACAGUCCCGCCAUGAACGGCUCGAGCAUCACUUUCACUGCGGCGAUCGAGCACGCCCCGUGCACGAAGGUGGGCGCCAACGGAGACGUGGUGAACGACGAGCACUGUGAAGACGGUAUGGAGGCCUCAGCCAAUGGAUCAUGGAUGGAUGACUACGGCUUUGGGAAGUGUAUGAACUUAAAGCGCUGCAACGUGUUCCCGGACGGGAAACCCUUUCCUCAGAGUAACGACUGGAGACGCAAGGGCUACGUCUAUGUUUGGCACACCAUGGGUCAGUACUUUGAGACGUGUGAUGGACAGUCGUCCCACCUGACCUUGAACACAAGCGGCUGGACGAUGGGCGCCGGUGUCAUGGAGGUUCUGGUGUACAGGAAGCGUGAGACCAGGAAGUACGCUCCUAUGGCCACUGACAGCCAUGUCUUCUUCAUCACCGAUAAGAUCCCUAUCGCGGUGAAUAUGACCCAGAAGCUGGCGGUGAACCUAACGGAGAAGAACGUGUUUGUGCGCGGCUCCGACGUGGUCUUCCAGGUGAACGUGCACGACCCCAGCAACUUCCUGAAGACCGCCGACGCCGUUGACUUCAUCUGGGACUUCCACGAUGGCAACCAGCUGGUCACCCAUAGCAACGUGGCCACACAUGCCUACCGUUCCCUCGGCAACGUCACCGUCAAACUGACCGUGGAGGCCGCGUUCCGUACGCCCUGCCCUCCACCCACGCCCACACCCAUGCACAUCACUGUGCCUCCUACUCAAGCAGCUCCAACAGCACCUCCUGCAACUCAUGCUGUCACUAGUAAAAUGGAGACCACCCCCCAAGCAACCACUGCCCCUCCACCUGCCCCAACCACACCCGCGGUUCCCGUGACGACAGCCUACGUAACCGACCCACUGCCGACCGACCCGUUUGUGACCGCUGGAGUGACCGGAACACUGCCGCCGAUGGUGACCCCCACGAUAGGAGGAUCCACCAUGCCCCCCAUGUUCCACAAGGAGCGCUCCAACUCGGAGUGCUUCCGAUACAUGUAUGGGACGUUUGUGGACGAGAUCAACAUCAUCGAGCCUUUGCCAAACAUGUUGCAGAGUGAACCCCCUAGCAGGAUUGUGGAAGUGUCCGCUGACAAGGUGACCAACAGCACCGUCAACUUCCUGGUCACGUACCUGGGCAGCGACCCCACCUCGGCAUGCACAGUCGUGUCGGACGCUACCUGCCACCAGGUGAAGAGCAUCAAGUGUGACGACGUUCCCAUGGUACCCCUGGGUUGCCAGGUGAUCCUGAGACGCACCUUCCACGAGCCCGGCACCUACUGCGUCAACAUCAUCCUGGAGGACUCCAAGAGCAGAUCUCUGGCAACCACCACGGUGACCAUCGACAAGAGCACCAAACAGGCAUCCAAGUCCUCCCGCGCUGCUGAAGUGGUUCUGUCCUCCAGUGCCGUUCUGGUGGCCAUCUUUGCCUUCAUCGCGUUCAUGGUGUACAAGCGCUACAAGGUGUACCGGCCUGUGCGGCGCUCCCUGGUGGAGGAUGCGGAAGAAUCCCCAAAGGUCGGAGGUCACAUGGAGAGGCUGAAGGCAGCCCUCUUCCCAACCAAUGAGGAACGGAGUCGCCUGCUGACAGACAGGCGCCCCCUGUAGACAGCUCGCGGGAACAGCAUGUGGGAGGUGGAUGAGAGUGUAUGGCAGAGGUUGCCUGCUGAGCACCACAUGGCAUAUACUCCUACAUAUGACUCGGCAGCAGUGAGUUAGGAUUAAUGACACACACUUGAGUCAGUAAUAGUAUAUUGAAGCACUUGGGUGAAUCGUGUAUUAAAUAAAUAACAAAUACUUCCUCUGACUGACUGUUGCACUAUAUGUGCCAGAGGGUCUUGCUACUUCCUGUUGCCAAAGUUUGAACUGUUCCACUAGCAAAAGCUCCUUCCUGUCAGUGAUGCAUUAUGGGUAUAAUAUCAUAUGACAACUUUAGUUAAGUUUUAUUCAACAUUACACAUUUCACUGAGUAUACUAUUUCUGCAUGACACAUUUCCAAUAUCAACAUUGAACUUGCUUGAUUGUUCUGAAAAGCAUGGGUAGACCUAUUCUAACUGUUGUCAAUAAUAUAAAUGUAACUCAAAACAAUACUGCUUUAACUGGAUUGCAUACACGAUGGGCACAGUGUAUAUGAAGUGUAUAUGUUUUAGAUACUAGGUCAAGCCGUUCUUAACUAGGACAGAAUUAGCUUGCUGGCAUAUUUAACACAGCUUACUAGCAUGAGUCUAAGGCAAUACUAGUGGUCAGACUUUGCUUUUGAUCCUGAAAACUCAGAAACACCUGGUCUAACGUAGACAUCUGGCUGUAGAAGACUAAAAGUGUAUUUUUGUAUUGUUCUGUGGUUUGUGUCUGAACCCAAACCAAGUGUGUGUGCAUGUGUGUGUGUGUGUGUGUGUGUGUGACACUGCUGACCACCCCAGAGAACAUUAGCAGGUCAGCAACAGCCUUAGCCAAAAACUGUCUUCUUCAAGAAGCAAACCAGCAGAGGAUGAAUGUGUUUUUCUUUUCUCUUAAAUACUGAAAAAGCUCCUUUUAGUAUGUCUGAUUUAGAACUGCCAUAUGAUCUUUCUCUCUCAUAUCAAUAUCCACUUUUGUUAUUUUAGCCCAUCUUUGUGAAAGGUUUAAAACCAGAAUUUGAAAUAUUGAUGCAUAUACUAAUCUAAAAUCUUAAUUUAAAAACUUUAUUUCCUAUCUGUAAUUCUUGAAUGAUUUUACACUGUAGCCAUCCUAAUAAAGAUUCUAA
Messenger RNA from Sardina pilchardus (European sardine), 3224 nucleotides. It is a transcript of the gene gpnmb, whose product is annotated as glycoprotein (transmembrane) nmb. The record is from RefSeq and is a predicted model, not a curated record. Gene Ontology annotation, cellular component: plasma membrane. Gene Ontology annotation, molecular function: integrin binding. The coding region runs from base 218 to 2089 and encodes 623 amino acids. NCBI's taxonomy places the organism in Eukaryota, Metazoa, Chordata, Actinopteri, Clupeiformes, Clupeidae. The transcript has 12 exons. Gene Ontology annotation, biological process: cell adhesion.